This is a messenger RNA of Rotaria sp. Silwood2, 1908 nucleotides long. The record is from the annotation of a GenBank genome assembly. NCBI's taxonomy places the organism in Eukaryota, Metazoa, Rotifera, Eurotatoria, Philodinida, Philodinidae.
AUGAGCGAAGGUCGUGACAGGUUAAUAAACAACAACCAUGGAUCGCAAAUUAUACUCGAUUCCACUACGGGCAAAUAUUAUAAAAUAGUUGAAUAUGAUCAGUUUCAAGGUGAGGCAAACUGCCAAGAUCAAGUACCAAAUUUCAAUCAGUAUAACAACCUACACACAACAGCACUUCAGUACCCGGAUCAAAUUCGUUACGAUGAACAAUGUGUUAUAAAUCAGCAAUCAAAUAAAACAAUUCAACCGUCAGCUCCUAAUCAAACGGAAAGGCAACAACAACAAGUAAACAAUGGUAUUAAGCCUUCCAGAGUAAAUUUCACUCAUCGUGCAUCAAGUGAUAAUACCAGCACACCACUCGAAACAGAACAAGUACGUGCAUUUACGAAUGAAGAUAGAUAUGAUUACUCACAUCAAAAUACAGAAAUAGUAGUAAACAAGCGGGCAUUAAAUGAUAGUGAUGACUUCGUUACAAUCAGAUCAAAUAAAGCAAGAAAGAAAAAUCAUAAUGAAGAACAAGAACAACGUACGACCUCAGGUUUAACUACAAAUGAUAAUCUGAAUAAAUAUGAUGUGCCGUUAGAGCAAUUGCAGCGAGCUGUUGUUCACAAUCUGCCAUGCUUCUUUGUCAAUUUUCGAGACACUAAUGGUUUACCAUCAGUAGUUACAGCAUCUGAAGAGUUAUAUGAACAUUUUGAGCGUGUAAAGGUGAAACUUAGCGGCUGCUUUUCGAUAGUUCGUUAUAUCGGUAAUCAACUCAAGAUAGGAGUCAACAAUAAAGCAGAUUAUCAAAUUUUGUGUAAUGAAAACAAUUGGCCGGCCGAGAUUCAAAAGAAAUCAAUAAAAAUAACAAUGCCAAAAUUCACACCGGAACAGUUCUCACUUGUAGUGCGUUAUAUUCCAUUGGAUUUUACUGCUGAGCAAGUAGCUAAGGAAGUAAAAUUAUCCGCAAAUACAGCUAGCAACUUUCGUGCAAUCAUUUAUUCGUAUCCAAGAUCAACGAAUGAUUUCAGAUUUACAGUCUCGGAUAGUAAAGAAUAUAAUGGUUUACUGCGUCUAGGUCACAUUGGAAUAGGAAACCAAAUGAGAAUCGUAACAACGUACAAACCAGCAAAUAAACUCACUUACUGUACCAAAUGCUGGAGGUUGGGGCACCUACGCAAUCAAUGCAAACAAAAAAUUCAAAAGUGUAGAAUAUGCUUACUUACUUAUGAUGAAAACCAUAAUGAGAUAUGCUCGAAAGAAUAUCAAUGCGCUCAAUGCCAUAUGGAUCACUACUCGCUCGACUCAAAAUGUCUCGCAAUUCAACAAUAUCGUAAUAAUCUCAACCGAGCAGUUAAACAAGCAGUAGAAGACGGAGUAAUCACACGUAAAUCGACCGAACAACAAUCAGCUCCAACAGUUGGUCCACCUAACUUAGACACUGCAUCUUUUCCGUCAUUAACUUCUGCAGUGACGAACUCAAUGCCGUACAGAACACCACCAUGGUUAACAACAACAAAACCAUCGGUGGCUCGUCAAUAUACAACAGAUAUGACCAAUCAAGAACUUUACGAAAAGUUAUGUUCGCAUCUUGAUGAGAAAUCAAAACAAUUGGACUCACGAAUAAUUAAAUUGGAACAAGAAAUGAGUACAAAAGGAAAAAUAAUCAAUGAAUUUCGACAAAGUUUAUCAAAGGCGAUAGAAGUACUUAAAACGUUAACGCAUGAAAUCAUUUAUCCAAUAACAAAAUCUAUUUCAAGAAUGGACAAAAAGACUAAAGAAACAGUGGAUAAUGUUACAAUAAUAUUAAAAACACAAGUUGAAGCUUUACAAAAGGAGAUUAAUGUUGAAGACAGAAUUAGCAAUCUUAAUGAACACACAGAUAAUCAACAACAAUUACAAGAUUUAUCUAUCUCAUUAACAUAA